Molecule: messenger RNA, 1566 nt
Organism: Anthostomella pinea
Lineage: Eukaryota; Fungi; Ascomycota; Sordariomycetes; Xylariales; Xylariaceae
Source: the annotation of a GenBank genome assembly
AUGGCUGAAAUCUCAAUGAAGCAGCCUCUGAUGGUCGAGGAGGGGCAAGAGUCCCGGCAACACGAGCGAGCACCAUCGCGGAAGAGGCGCAUGGUUAGCUUGCUCAGAAAGCGCUGCCUUGCCAUCUGUCAAGUGAGCAUCUUGCUAUACAGCUGCUUCAUAAUCUACCAGCUAUGGCAAUCAUACUGGUCUGGCGCCAUCCCUGACGUGGCCAAGGUGCAGCAAUGCGCGAUAAAUAGCUUCCACUCCAGCCUCUCAUUCCUGGACCCGGCGGUGCCCAUUACAUCGGAUGAGUUCCUCGAGCGGCGGGACCGGCUCGCACAAACUCUGGUGGCAUCAGACGUCGAUGCAUUUGUGCUCGAGCCUGGUUACACAUUCCAGUACUAUGGCAACAUCUCCCAGGUAGACUGGGAGCCCUGGGAGCCCGAAGAACGGCCAUUCUUGAUAGUCAUGCUCCCGCAGACCUCGGAUUCCGGAGAAGUUACCGCAAAGACGGCAUACCUGGCCCCGUAUGUCGAAGAGGGCCGAGUCCGUAUGCUCGGCAUACCCUCGCGAGAAGCCGAGUUGGAAAUUGUCAUCUGGGAAGAGCAUUGGGACCCGUACGGUACGCUGCUCGAGUCCAGACUCUUCGCCGGUUCCAAGGCCGCGAGAGGAGGGCGCAAGCCGAAGCUCAUGGUGGACGAGGAAAUCCGGGACUUCAUUCCCCGCGGCCUCGCGGCUUCGGGCUUCGAUACCGUUGGCUUGAGCCCAGAGGUGGAAAUGGUCCGACAGAUCAAGAGCCCGGCCGAGGUGGAGCUGCUCCGAGUCGUCAACACGGGCACCGUCGUGGCGGUCCGGGCUAUGAGGCCUUGCCUUGUGCCUGGGCUGACUGAGGAGGAGGUGAGGGAUAUUCUUGAUGAGACAUUGCUAUCUGUGGGCUUUGGUCUCUUCUUCAAAAUCGUGCUUUUCGAGGAGGACGGAGCGCUUCCGCAUGGAGGCUUCGUCGUGGGCGGUAAGAAGGCGACUGAAGAGACGAUGAUUGUCAUUGACGUGGGAGCACACUACUUGGGAUACUCGUCGGAUAUCUGCCGCAGCUUUUUCAUCGACCCUGUACCUAGUCCCCGCCCAUCUAUCCUUAGGCCACUCACCCGCUUCCUCCAUUGGAUCCGCGUGCUGCCUCGGGACCCCCACGUGGCUGAGAAGAAUCCGGAACUGCAUGCCGAAAAGCUGAAGGUCUGGCAAACCGUCCUAGAUGCCCAGACUGCCGCUGCUGCUGCGUUCGUGCCGAAUGGCACUGCGGCGAGUGUUGACUUAGCUGCUCGCGGUGUCAUUGACGAUGCCGGUUAUGGCGAGGCCUUCACACAUCGACUUGGCCACGGCAUCGGCAUCAAAGCCCACGAGUCACCAUAUCUCAACCAGUGGAACACAAAGUCGAUACUUCAGCCCGGAAUGGCUUUCACCAAUGAGCCUGGGAUCUACUUGGAGGGAAGAUUUGGGGUUCGCCAUGAGGAUAUCUACCUUGUCAAGGAAGAUGGCGAAGCUGAACUGUUGACGGGGCGGAGAGCAGUUGGUCCAUACGACCCUUGA